GCAGUUAGCCAGUAUGUUUGUUCUGUGACCAUACUAAUUUGGUACAUUGCAGUUAGGGGAUGUGGCCCAUCUAAUUUCUGCUUUCUUGGAAUUUGCAGGUCUCUGCUUUUAUUUCUGGAUAGAGUCAAGUUUUCAAAUUUUCCAUAGACACUUUUAAAAAAGGGGUAGUUUCUGUUUGUGGGAUAGACUUUAUGUGUUAUUUCAGCCUUAUUAAUUACAUCGAAUAAGCUAGAUCACCUCUAAGGCCACGUGUUAAGGGAAACAUAGGCACAGAAUUUAAAUUUACAACUUUAUAAUAAGAUGGUUUUAAGGUAAGAAUCAAAUAGGAAAAGCCUUAGAUGUUCCAGUGGGUCAGAUUUCAAAGCACUUGUUUCAUCUUCCAAGUACUUCAGUUGCUUGUGGGCACCAUGCUUCCUAUGGAAAGGAACUCUGUGCGUGCAAAUUUUCCAGCCUGUUCUUUGGUUAAUAGAUGCAAUCUCUUCUGACUUGCUCAUUAUUUGGAGGUCUGUGCAUCCUUUGCUUCUAAAAUAGUUAAUUGCUUGGCAUCUUGCAGUAGUGACAUUAUGGUGUCUUGAAAGUUUACGCCCUUCAGAAAAUGAAGAACUUACUCCUUGUUAAUGGUCAGGCCUGUUAUGGUUAUCUUUGUAGUUGAGUUGCAUUUAUUUUGAGGCCCAGAUAUGGGGAGAAAAAACAUUUCCGAAAAUUUUGGUUUUAUCAGGAAAGCGGGGUGGUCUGGUAGAAAAGGGGUGAGGUCAUUAAUCAUGAGAUUUGGAUUCUAGCCCCUUAGCCAGGGGCUGCCUGGCCUGGAGACCUUUGUCCACCUUUUUAAACUGCUGUUUUCUCAUCAGAAAAUGGAAUUUCUCUUCGUUUCACCCCCCUGAAGGGUUGUAAAGCCCAAAAGUGGUGGCUGAAAAGCUUGUGCCGGCCCCAGGAGGUGUCUUCAGGGGGGAGGACGUGCCCUCAGCUGCCUGCAUUUCUCACUUACCUCACAGAUCUGGUUUUGCUUCCUUUUAUGAUUUUCUGAAGGCAACACACCGUCUUUCCCCCAUACGUGCAACCCUUCCUUCAUGUUUGAAUAGGUAAACAAGAUUCUCUACCAGUAAGAACAAAAUUGUCACCAGUGGUUUGUGUUUGUUUUGAAUGUGACGAUGACCUCAGGCCUUGGUGGCAGUACGUGUUGCAUUUGUUCUUAUCCCAAAGUAUCUGGACCAGGCCAAGGGUCGCUCUUCACCCUGAGGAGGAGGGGAUCUCUGAGUGCAGGGCUGCGGCUCGGAGCUCAGCUGUAUGACCAGUGCCAUCUGGUCAAGAUGGUGGACACAGAAAGCCCGAUCUGUCCCCUCUCCCCGCUGGAGGCCGAUGAUCUGGAAAGCCCAUUAUCUGAGGAAUUCCUACAGGAAAUGGGAAACAUUCAAGAGAUCUCUCAAUCCAUCGGUGAGGACAGUUCUGGAAGCUUUAGUUUCACAGAAUACCAGCAUUUAGGAAGUGGUCCAGGAUCAGAUGGCUCUGUUAUCACAGAUACCCUUUCACCAGCUUCCAGUCCUUCCUCGGUUACCUACCCUGUGGUUCCUGGUAGCACAGACGAGUCUCCCAGCGGAGCAUUGAACAUUGAAUGUAGAAUCUGUGGGGACAAAGCCUCGGGCUACCAUUAUGGUGUUCACGCGUGUGAAGGCUGCAAGGGUUUCUUUCGGCGAACGGUUCGACUGAAGCUGGUAUAUGACAAAUGUGACCGUAGCUGCAAGAUUCAGAAAAAGAAUCGAAAUAAGUGCCAGUAUUGUCGCUUCCACAAGUGCCUUUCUGUCGGGAUGUCACACAAUGCAAUUCGUUUUGGACGGAUGCCAAGAUCUGAAAAAGCAAAGCUGAAAGCAGAAAUUCUUACCUAUGAGCAUGACAUAGACGACUCUGAAACCGCAGACCUCAAGUCUCUUGCCAAGAGGAUUUACGAGGCCUACUUGAAGAACUUCAACAUGAACAAGGUCAAAGCCCGAGUCAUCCUCGCGGGGAAGGCCAACAACAACCCACCUUUUGUUAUACAUGAUAUGGAGACGCUUUGUAUGGCCGAGAAGACGCUGGUGGCCAAGCUGGUGGCCAAUGGCAUCCAGAACAAGGAGGCAGAGGUGCGUAUCUUCCACUGCUGCCAGUGCACGUCAGUGGAGACUGUCACGGAGCUCACAGAGUUUGCCAAGGCCAUCCCAGGCUUCGCGAACUUGGACCUGAACGACCAAGUGACGUUGCUGAAAUACGGAGUUUAUGAGGCUAUAUUUGCGAUGCUGUCUUCUGUGAUGAACAAAGACGGGAUGCUAGUAGCAUAUGGAAAUGGUUUUAUAACUCGGGAGUUCUUAAAAAGCCUAAGAAAGCCAUUCUGUGACAUCAUGGAGCCUAAGUUUGACUUCGCCAUGAAGUUCAAUGCGCUGGAACUGGAUGACAGUGACAUUUCUCUUUUUGUGGCUGCUAUAAUUUGCUGUGGAGAUCGCCCCGGCCUCCUAAACGUAGGACACAUUGAAAAAAUGCAGGAGGGUAUUGUGCAUGUGCUCAAACUUCACUUGCAGAACAACCAUCCGGACGAUAUCUUUCUCUUCCCAAAACUCCUUCAAAAAAUGGCAGAUCUCCGGCAGCUGGUCACGGAGCACGCGCAGCUGGUGCAGAUCAUCAAGAAGACGGAGUCCGACGCCGCGCUGCACCCCCUGCUGCAGGAGAUCUACAGGGACAUGUACUGAUACUUGGAACUCAGCAGCAGCGGCGGCGCUGCUUCUCAAGGACCUUUCACGUUGACAGCACUACAGAGGCGAA
Molecule: messenger RNA, 2787 nt
Organism: Otolemur garnettii (small-eared galago)
Lineage: Eukaryota; Metazoa; Chordata; Mammalia; Primates; Galagidae
Gene: PPARA
Product: peroxisome proliferator activated receptor alpha
Exons: 7
Coding region: 1149-2714 (521 amino acids)
Biological process (GO): positive regulation of transcription by RNA polymerase II; negative regulation of inflammatory response; cell differentiation
Cellular component (GO): nucleus
Molecular function (GO): nuclear receptor activity; RNA polymerase II cis-regulatory region sequence-specific DNA binding; zinc ion binding
Source: RefSeq, a predicted model, not a curated record